This is a messenger RNA of Daphnia carinata, 1036 nucleotides long. RefSeq lists its product as uncharacterized. Bases 126 to 881 code for a protein of 251 amino acids. Lineage: Eukaryota; Metazoa; Arthropoda; Branchiopoda; Diplostraca; Daphniidae. The record is from RefSeq and is a predicted model, not a curated record. The transcript has 3 exons.
GCACUAUGCCGAGUAUAAAAAGAACGUACGAUAUCGUUGUUGCAUUGUCAAUCGUCUUUCGUCUGUUCAAUUGCUUGGACAUUCAGCUCCUUGUAAAACUUCAUCGAAACGCCUGUUAGGUUAACAUGAAAUUCGCAGUGGUUUUAACGAUCGCCGUGGCAUGUGCUAUGGCAGAGCCUCCAGCCACAAACAGCGGCCUGUCAGUCGAGGAUGGAAAAAAUGGCGUCGUAAAAAGAUCCCCCGUCUUUGGUUCUGGAAACCAAAACGCCGCAAAUCCUGUCGUGAGGAAACGCCGAGUCGGUGUCAUCAAUGGUAACGGACGAGUCAUUGAUCUUGAUGAUGACGAUCUGCGGUUUGUUACCACUGAUUUCACUGGUAGACAAGUAGCACUGACAUCGAAGCAAAAUCCAAUCUCGGUAGCUAACCGUGUUCCGGUUAGGACGUCUUUCCGCGGCUCUGGUUCCUCGGUCGGCAAGGCGACAGGUCACAUCGUAUUUGCCAACAGCGAUGACAGUUUAGAAAUAGAUGACCUCGACGAUAUCGAUGAUGUUGAUGAUUUGACAAUCAUUUCACCUGAUGGCCGGAUUUUUCCUUUCGCUAAUAGCCAGAACGGAGUUGGUAUUGUCUCUCAAUCUUCCGUCUUAAAUACCUUGACUUCGCCCAUUCCUACAGCCGCCCGCCAAACUAGGACAAAAUCAGGGGUCGCUCAAUCGAAGCGAGCUUCAUCAUCCACUUGCACUUGCCCUCCGCAACGAGAAAUUGUUAACCUCGUUCCGCAGAUGUUCCCCCGAACAAGGGGCUUUAUGCAAUUUAUGAGAUUUCCCAAACAGAGAUUUAUGCUUUCUUCUUUUCCUGGUGUCCAAUUCGUCUUCGACGAUUGAUUUAAUAUUUCAUAAUCAAGAGGAUUUAAUCUAAGCUGUUAAGCGGUGGGCGAAUUCACUUUCCAAUAGUGAUAUGGGGCAAUCUAUCCAUUAUUUUAAUCCAAUAGCUUUUGUAGUUGCUGAAAAUAAUAAAUACAAUGGCUAUUAUUUUGUAA